GUAGGGAGUCCAGGGACGAUUUCAUCAGGAAUGCCAAUUAUGCCACAGCCAGUGUCCGCUCAAGGGUUUGUUUGGACAUCUCAAUAAAAAUACCAUACCGCCACUCGAUCCCUCUCUCUCGUUUUUUUUUCAAAAAAACAGCCAACUCUCUCCUCGUCGAUCUCCUUCACAUCUCACCACCGUCUCCCUCUCUCCGCAGUUUGUGAUUUAAGGUACGCUGAAGUAAAUUACUCUUAACAGCUUUAGGUUUUUAUUAAUUUGCUGAAGGAUUAGUAUAGUUUUAAGAUUCAAUUAGGGUUUGAAUUUCAAUUAUGCCGAGAAGAUACAGCAGCAGCAGCCGUGAAUCUAGUGAUGAAGAGAGAGACAGACGUCGUCUUCGUCAUAGUAAAAGAGAUUCAAAAUCAGACAGUCAUCGUAUUCGGGGCGGCCGUGGAGAUGAGAGUGAUGAAUCGUUAGAUAAUAAGAGACAGGAUAAGCGCGACGAACGUAGUAGGCGUCGCGAUAGGGCUGGAAGUGAUGAAUCAUUAGAGAAAAAACAAGAUAAGCGCGGUGAAAGGAGUAAGCUUAUCGAUAGGGCUAGAGAUGAGGAGAGAUUUAGCCGAGAGAGGAAGGAAGUUAGGGAGAGUUCUGAGGAAGAAGGAGAGUUGGUGGAGAAAAAUAGAAGUCAUGAGGGGCGGCGAGAGAAUCGGGAGAAGGAGAAGGAAAAGGAAAGGGUUAGUAGGAGUUCUGAUGAAGAGGAUGAUAGGAGGAAGAAGAGGGAGAGGAGAGAAAGAGAGAGAAAUGAUCGGUUUGAGAAUGGGCAUAGAAGGAGAGAAAUUGAGGAUAGUUAUAGAAGGAGGGACAGGCAUGAAAGGCAUCGGGCUUUAGAUGAUGAGGAUGAUAGUGGGGUGAGAACAAAAUCGGAGCAAGAUAGGAAUAGGGAUAGGAGGCGUAUAGAUAGAGAUUAUGAUGAUGGUGGUGAUAGAAGGAACGGGAGAGGUAAGGAGAGGAAUAAGAUGGGAAAAGAAGCAGAGAAUUUGAAGGAGCAAGAGGAGGGUCGUAGCAGGACUGCUGAAGAGUCGAAACCUAUGAGAGAAAUGGCAGCGGAAAAAGGAAAUGGGGGUGCCGAUGCUUCGAUUUUGGGUAAGACCGGUGGGGUUUAUAUUCCUCCAUUUAGGUUGGCGAGGAUGAUGAAAGAGGUUGAAGACAAAAGUAGUACUGAGUACCAAAGGCUGACUUGGGAUGCACUGCGUAAGAGUAUUAAUGGACUUGUGAACAAGGUUAAUGCUUCUAAUAUAAAGAAUAUCAUCCCAGAACUGUUUUCGGAGAAUUUGAUACGGGGAAGGGGACUUUUUUGCCGGUCGUGUAUGAAGUCACAGAUGGCAUCUUCAAGAUUCACUGAUGUUUUUGCUGCACUGGUUGCUGUUGUCAACACCAAGUUCCCUGAGGUGGGUGAUCUUCUGUUGAGAAGGAUAGUUCUGCAGCUAAAGAGAGCCUUCAAACGGAAUGACAAGCCUCAGUUGCUAGCUGCUGUUAAAUUUAUAGCACAUCUUGUAAACCAGCAAGUAGCUCAUGAGAUUAUUGCUCUAGAACUCCUAGCUGUUUUGCUGGAAAAUCCCACUGACGACAGUGUUGAGGUGGCUGUGGGGUUUGUCACAGAAUGUGGAUCAAUGCUUCAGGAUGUGUCGCCAAAAGGCUUAGAUGGAGCUUUUGAGCGAUUUCGUGGAAUUCUUCAUGAAGGAGAGAUAGACAAGAGGGUUCAAUUUUUAAUUGAAGGCCUUUUUGCUAUAAGAAAAGCCAAAUUUCAGGGGUACCCUGCUGUUCGUCCAGAAUUGGACCUUGUAGACCAGGAAGACCAGUUAACUCAUGAGUUAUCUCUUUCAGAGGACAUAGUUGCAGAGAUCACUCUUGAUGUCUUCAAACCAGAUCCUAAUUUCCUGGAGAAUGAGAAGCGCUAUGAAGAAUUGAAGAAAAGCCUUCUUGGUGAGGAGUCUGAGGACGAAGAUGGUUCUGAUGCAGCUUCUGGUGAUGAGGAGGAUAACGAUGACGAUGACGAAGAUGAAUCCGAGGAAGAAGAUGAAGAGCAGAUGCGAAUAGAUGAUCAGACAGAAACAAACCUUAUAAACCUUCGGAGAACAAUCUAUCUGACAAUCAUGUCCAGUGUAGAUUUUGAGGAGGCUGGCCACAAACUACUGAAAAUUAAACUAGAGCCGGGACAAGAGAUGGAGCUGUGCAUUAUGCUAUUGGAAUGCUGCAGUCAAGAGAGGACAUAUCUUCGUUAUUACGGUCUUUUGGGGCAGCGGUUCUGUAUGAUCAACAAAGUGCAUCAGGAAAAUUUUGAGAAGUCCUUUGUUCAACAGUACUCGAUGAUUCAUCGUCUUGAAACAAAUAAGCUGCGCAAUGUGGCCAAGUUUUUUGCCCAUUUACUUGGCACUGAUGCAUUGCCUUGGCAUGUUUUAGCCUACAUACGAUUGACUGAGGAGGAUACAACUUCUUCUUCCCGUAUUUUUAUCAAGAUUCUCUUCCAGGAAUUGUCAGAGCAUCUUGGUAUACGAACACUGAAUGAGCGCCUCACAGAUCCAACCAUGCGAGACUCAUUUGAUUCAAUUUUUCCAAAAGAUAACCCCAAGAACACAAGGUUUGCCAUCAACUUCUUCACAUCAAUUGGGCUUGGUGGUAUAACAGAAAAUUUGCGCGAGUACUUGAAGAAUAUGCCUAGGAUGAUCAUGCAACAACAAGAACAAUUGCCAGAAUCAGAAUCUGGAUCAGAUGACGAAUCUGAAAGUUCUCGUUCAUCCGAUUCAGAUUCCGGCAGUUCCGAAUCAGAGUCAGAUUCACCAAGUUCUGAUGAGGAUGAAAGACGUAGGAAGCGACACAGGAGCAGUGAAAGGGGUGAAAGACACAAGAAGCGACACAGGAGCAGUGAAAGGGAUGAAAGACACAGGAAGCGACGCAGGAGUAGUGAAAGGGAUGAAAGACGCAGGAAACGAUAAAGAAGCCUUCUGCUGCAGUGUCAGCUGCUCUUGAUGAUGUCUUUUAAUGCUCUUGGCUGUUCUCGUAUGGUUUGGGAUUGUUCUUACAGCAGUGAUUUCAAGAACCUUGUUUGCCUUAGAAGCUUCUUCUCAUUUUGAGCUUUUCUUUGAUCACAUUUCUUAUUACAAGCUGUUAGACUGUCAUGUACCAUAUUCUGAGGUACCCUCGGGGAGAAUAAGGUAUUGCUUACGAAUGCCUGUUUUUUUUAA
Molecule: messenger RNA, 3221 nt
Organism: Populus nigra (black poplar)
Lineage: Eukaryota; Viridiplantae; Streptophyta; Magnoliopsida; Malpighiales; Salicaceae
Exons: 7
Coding region: 312-2972 (886 amino acids)
Biological process (GO): mRNA splicing, via spliceosome
Cellular component (GO): catalytic step 2 spliceosome
Molecular function (GO): protein binding; RNA binding
Source: RefSeq, a predicted model, not a curated record